GUUGUUUAUACUUUAUAGUGAACGUUACAUGUUUUUAAAUGGUUUUCGAUUAAAACUUUUUAUAAUUGGUGUAAACUUAUCAAUAAAUAGCACAAAGUGCCUAAAACAUAAUAAAUACGGUAUACACCCUUUGUUAUAUAUUGGUUGUGUCAUAAAUGGUGUUUUAUAAGACAAUGCGGUGUAUUUACAGUGAAAGUGUGGUUAUGUCGAAACUAAUAAUAAAUUGUGUAUUGUUAUAAUUUAAAUUUGUACAAAUUAAUAUCGUUUUACAGUAAAUUGUGUCGUUGAUAUCUUAUAUAUUGUAAUAAUCGUUAAUUAAUAAUGGACACGUCUGUUGUGUUUAGUGAUUGAUGAAAAUGAAAAACGAGCGGUUUUCGAAGCAUUCCGCCGCCCGACGCCGCUGCGAGUGAACGUCGGAAGCAGAACGACUUACGUAACUAUCGAGUGAAUAGCGUGCGCGUAGUCGACAAGCGUGCCAUGCCCGGCGGCCCGCGCUCCCCCCUCGCAGGGCGAUGGAGACCCUCCUCGACAAGUUCAAGCGGGAGCAGGGAGGCCUGCGCCGCUCGCGCUCCGUGCGCGCCUCCCUGCGCCUGAUCGGCAACCGCUGGCGCUCCAAGGACGAGGAGCCCGACCUCAAGCGCGACCAGGUGCUGUUCCCCUUCGGCGACAAGGAGUACGGCGUGGCCUACGCGGGCGUCGACGGCACGUACCGCGCCAAGACCCCGGUCAUGGCCAAACGCAAGCAGGAGCCGCCCCGGGUGCGCAAGAAGAGCGGGGACGUCGACCUGAUGCUGAAGCCCCAGCGGCCCAAGAAAACGGAGAAGAAGUUUAGUGAUCUGUUCAAUAAGAAACAGAAGAGUGUUUCUGCGAAGGACCUUUUAGUGCCCGAAAAGAUUCCGCCGAAAGCGGCGGCAAUCCUGCACAUACACUCCCCGGAUAAGGGGAAGAAAAAGUUAAAAGUGUUGGGCAAAUCGGAGACUGCGCUGGUGCCCGAAGCGCGGCGGCGGACGCGCCGGGGCUCCGAUGGCGACAUGUGCGCGCAGGCACGGGGCUGCGUCAACCACGCCUUUGUGUAUAGCACUCCGCCCAAGGACAGGAAGCACCCCCUCUCACCUUCUGCCUUUAUAAAGCUCCAGUACGGCGCGCUGCUGGAGGGGUGCGGGGGCGAGUUGCCGUCGCUGAGCGCGUGCGCGCCGCACCCGCACCUCGACAAGCGCAAGAAGGAGCGACCUGCUGACAAGAUCGCCGCUGUUAAUAUACACCUGCAGGCUCUAUUCGCAGCGGUAGAACAUGGCUACCUCGACAAAGCUAGAAACAUCUUGGAGUCCACAGACGUCGAUGUCAAUAGCGUUAACACAGAUGGGUUGUCACCGCUCGACGUGGCGGUGUUGACGGGCAACCGGCCGCUCGCUAAGAUGCUCAUGGAGUUCGGCGCCAAGGAGGGCAACCAGUUCAAGAGCCCCGAGGCGUUGGGCGCGCACCUGCGGCGGCUGUGUCGCGAGGCGGAGGCGCGCCUGCACGACGCCACGCCCGACCGCACCGCGCACCUAGCUACACGAUCAUCAGCGAGCGGCCAGGCGGGGACGACAGGUUGCGCGGGAAGCGCGUCGGAGAAAGACAAGCAGGCGCAGCACUGGGACCGACGGCAUCGGACACUUAAGCGGCUGGUAUCCGGGUGGGGCAGCGCGCGGGUGGCGGGGUGCGGGGCGGGCCCGACGCUGGAGGUGGAGGGGGGGCACGCCGUCACCGUGCGCCUCGCCGACGUGCCCGCCGCACACAGUGCUGUCGUCACCAAGUAUCGAGUGGAGUGGUCGUCCCGCGCGGACUUCUCGAACGUGUGCGGCACCCGCGAGGUCCCGGCGUGUUCCCUCACGGGGAAGGGGGGGACUGGGGGCCGGGUAGUGGUGUCCGGGCUGACCCGGGGCCGCCGGUACUUCUUCCGCGUGUCCGCUGGCAACCUGAAGGGCUGGGGACCGAGCGCUGUGUCCGUGCCGCGGAGCGUCGUGCCGAGCAGUUGGCGCGACGUAUCGACCCGCCCCCCGCGCCCCUCCCCCUCCACCGCGGCGGAACGUCUGGACGCGCUCGCCGCAGCAGCAGCCACCGCUCGCUGCAGACCCACACCACCACCACCGGCACGACCACCACGGAAAACUGCUGCGACGAUACGACAGUUGUUUACUGCUAAUACUAAGUUCCAGAAGAAUUUGCGACGCGGUGUAUACCUGGCGUGCGUGCUGUACCACGAGGACAAGGUGCUGAUGACGGGCGAGGACUUCCUGCCCGUCGUGGAGGUGGACGAGACCUAUCCCGCCUGCAUCUAUACCGACUUCCACUGGCUCAUGAAGGUGUCGUGCGCGUGGGAGGAGGUGAAGGCGCUGCGUGGGGAGAUGGAGCGGCACUCGGGCCCGUCCGCGCACUUCCGCCUCAAGCUGCUGGCCGCCGCCGCGCAGCUGCAGUCUGCGCUCGCGCUGCACGACCUCGGGCAGGUGUACCCGUGGGCGCUGCGCGACGCGCACGGCACGCUGGUGCUGUCGCUGGUGGGGCGCGCGCGCGGGCCCAAGCUGCCGGCGCUGAACGCGCGCUGGGCGCCCGCCGCCCGCCUGCGGCGCCGCCCGCUCAGCGACGACGACUCGCUGGCGGAGCGCCUGCUGGCGUCCGUGCGCGCGCAGCUGGCCUUCAGCCGCGCGGCCGGCGCGGGGCUGGCGCGCGGCCUGUACGCCGGCUACCUCAAGCUGCAGUCGUCGGUGGACGCCGUGCGGCUCGUGGCGCCCGCCCACGCGCCCGCCGCGCCGCCGCACCAGCGCGUCAGGGACAACCCGCACGUCUCCGCAGAAGAAUGGGAGUACCUCAGAUCACAGUCCGGCAGAACGGAGGACAACCAAGCGAUAAGUAAUCUAUCGAUAAACAGCAACGAUAAGCCUUCAGAAUCUCAACAAAUAUUCCUAGAACAGAUAGCCACCGCGUGUCGCAAAUUACUUCGUGACAUGGACGUGUCGGCCGACAACGCGCUUGCACACCGGAUAUACGACCUUGAGGUCAUCGAGCUGAACAGUGACGUCACCUUCAUCAUGAUCUGCCCCCCGGCGGAGCAGGCCUGCUCUGUUCCCGGACAGAAGGAGAUGCUCCUCCAGCGGGGCGACCUCUUGAGUCUGCCGAUACAAGCCUUCGAAAUGAUCCACAUGCAGACCUACCAUCCGGACAUCCUGCACAAAUACUGCAAACUGAGCUGCAUCCUGGAACUCGACAUCGCAAUGGCCGCGCACUCACACAGAGAAGCCUUUUCGUGUACCGAACUACAGACUACGAAGGAGAAGCUUACGAAGCUCGAAGAGUUGCAGAACAGUCUGAACCUGGUGUGGAAGUCGGAGCGGUGGCUCAUGGACUUGAUCAGUUUCGCGCGGGACAAAGACAAAGCGGGCCCUAAUUCAGGAAUUUUGCUCAAAUAUAUACUCGAAAAGACGCCGUCCCAGAUUUGCUCAGACACGGGAAGUUGUGAUAAGGAUGUUAAUUUGAAGAUAGAUCUCCUACAGAUACCUUGCCGAGAUGGAAAAAUAACUAAAACGUCGCCGGGAAGGGGCUCGUGGCCGGGCCCGGCGGGGAAUGGUAACCACGCAAACUUGCACCCAGAAUUUAGUAAAUCGGAACAACAGCUCAGUAUAGCUCCCCGACAAGCUUCAGUAUCGACGCUCAACUUGAGUAGCUCUCAAUACCUCACCGACAGCAAAUUCGCGCGGAAAGGUAGCGCCGACUCACAAUACACGCAAUCUAGUGCAAUGAGCAACAACUUUAUGAGCAGUAACUCACAGUUCGACGUGAAAUCCACUGGAACCCACACGAGUAAUAACAGCAACCGUUUACCGCCGUCUCGAAGCGAGGACACUUUGGUUCUGCAGAACGAGAACAUAGAACCGAAACCGCGGCCACACAGCAUUAACACGACCAUGUCGACAACUUCGAGUCCUCUACUAACUGUGAAACACAAUAUGUAUUCAGGCAGUAUGAUUAGUGUUAGAACGGGAAAUGAAUCAGCGCAAAGUUUAUCUUCUGAUUCAGAAAGCCAGAGCUGUCCCAAACUACGCCCACCGAAUUACAGAACCGUAAUGCCGUCUAAAAGCAUGACUAAUGUGAAAUCACCCGAAAUAGACUUCACAGAUACUGGGCAAGAGGUAAAGAGUCAUAGUGUGAAGCGUCAGCCAUUAUUGGAGACACAGGAAGAAGAUUUGAACAAGAAGGUGCCGAAGACUGAGGAGAAGCAAGACUCGGAGGAGCGGACCGACCCCACCUCGGAGAGACGGAUCGUCGACCAGCCGGGAAUAUUGCAAGUAUUCGCAGCAUACGAGACAGGUCUAGCGGCGGGCACAUCUCUCAAGCUCCACGUGACUCCACGAACAACCGCACGUGAGGUCAUCGACCUGGUCGUGAAACAACUCAACAUGGCCGCCGUGCUCAAGGGCAAACCCGGCCCUGUGUACCCGCCAGAGAGAUUGCAGGAUUUCUGCCUUGUAGCGGUUAUUGGAGCAAGGGAAAGGUGUCUCAGGGAUGACUUCAGACCCCUACAGUUGCAGAACCCUUGGCGUCGAGGUCGCCUGUACGUGCGGCUGAAGCAUGACGUGCUCGCCGCGAUACAGCACUCCGCCAAACAGCCCGCCUACAUAUAGAUCUGUUUCUCCCUAUAUAAUAUGCGAUCCAACUGAGAAUAUAAAGUUAACAUUUUAUAAAUAGGAUUUAUUUAGAUAUCCUUUUUGCAUAU
Molecule: messenger RNA, 4750 nt
Organism: Colias croceus (clouded yellow)
Lineage: Eukaryota; Metazoa; Arthropoda; Insecta; Lepidoptera; Pieridae
Gene: wake
Exons: 15
Coding region: 513-4658 (1381 amino acids)
Biological process (GO): signal transduction; establishment of mitotic spindle orientation; regulation of establishment of bipolar cell polarity
Cellular component (GO): spindle
Molecular function (GO): protein binding
Source: RefSeq, a predicted model, not a curated record